UGUAUUUGUUGAGCGCUCUAGUUGACCUAUCACAGGUCAGUCAGUACGACUGGGGUGGCGCCGGCUUGGCUACCCUUUACUGUUACAUGAGCGCGACCUCCCGCGGGCAGGGAGACUUACUUGGCGGUUACUGGAGAGCCUGGGAGUUAUGGGUCUACGUAUACUUCCCGACGUUAGCCCCAGAGUUGGAGGUGGCAGGGCCCCUCAUGACCCCGUACUCGCUGGUGUUCGAGGGCCAGCACCGGCCGAGACCUCGAGAGACUCUCCUUUAUCUACGGCAGUACUUUGACACUGUGCGGCCAUCGGAGAUCACAUGGCAGCCCUGGGCACCCUUGGGUGAUGGUCUCCGAUUUCAGUAUGCCGGAGGAUCGGGUACCUCCCAGUACAGGCUCCUGCUCGAAGGACCGGUUGGUAGAGCAUGGUUUCUGGGGGAACGCUUUUUACGUUAG
Camellia sinensis is the source of this 449-nucleotide messenger RNA. The record is from RefSeq and is a predicted model, not a curated record. Lineage: Eukaryota; Viridiplantae; Streptophyta; Magnoliopsida; Ericales; Theaceae.